Messenger RNA from Sphaerodactylus townsendi, 4391 nucleotides. It is a transcript of the gene KCNIP1, whose product is annotated as potassium voltage-gated channel interacting protein 1. Gene Ontology annotation, cellular component: voltage-gated potassium channel complex. Gene Ontology annotation, molecular function: calcium ion binding; transmembrane transporter binding; potassium channel regulator activity. The transcript has 8 exons. Gene Ontology annotation, biological process: regulation of potassium ion transmembrane transport. The coding region runs from base 499 to 1317 and encodes 272 amino acids. NCBI's taxonomy places the organism in Eukaryota, Metazoa, Chordata, Lepidosauria, Squamata, Sphaerodactylidae. The record is from RefSeq and is a predicted model, not a curated record.
GAGGGUAAAUGGAAAGAUGGAGACUUUCAGGGCCAUUUAUAGGUAUAUUCAGAGUUGGAGAAUUCAUUUCCUGAAGUAAGAUUUGAAAAUGAGAAAGCCAUUAUCACAAUGGGGAGUUGGGGAAGGGGAGAGAGAUUAAAUUCCUUCAACAUUCCCGCUGAGAUCUUUCUUUUGUUACCAAUAUCAAUGGGGAGAAAGAAGCCAUUGGUGGAGCUGAGCAAACUAUCCCAUGUGCAAGGUACCACUUAGAUCCUCCGACAACACUGCUGAGGUUAGCAACACGAUGUUAAGUUGUAAAUGAGAGGCAUAAACCAUUGAGACAAUUACCUUAGGGAGAGAAACAAGAAGAUAAAUCAUAGAUUACUGUUAAAAUGUGGAAGAGAGAAGAAGGAUUGGAAGGAGGCGGGAACAGGAAAAACAGAAAAAGGCAAAGGGUGAGAAUCACACUCACGCAUAAGGAGACAUCCAGAGAGAGAGGCGAAAGAGAGAAAAUGAGCCAUGCACUUAUCGAGCAGCAGGAAGAAAAGCUUCAAACAGCUGAUUUUUUCACUGCUUUCAAUCCCUCCCUGUCGUUUUGCUAGCACGCCAGAGGCUACUAUCUGUGCAUUAUCUUUAAGGAUGUGGAGCAAAGGAGAGUCAGAAGGGCUGCAGACUUUAGGAAUUGUGGUGGUGGUAUGCUCCUCUCUGAAACUUUUGCACUACCUUGGGCUAAUUGACUUGUCAGAUGAUAAAAUUGAAGAUGAGUUAGAAAUGACAACAGUAUGCCAUCGGCCUGAAGGAUUGGAACAACUUGAGGCACAAACCAAUUUCACUAAGAGAGAACUUCAAGUGCUUUACAGAGGAUUCAAAAAUGAAUGUCCCAGUGGAGCUGUUAAUGAAGAGACAUUCAAACAGAUCUAUGCACAGUUUUUUCCACAUGGGGAUGCUAGUAUGUAUGCUCAUUAUCUCUUUAACGCUUUUGACACAGCACAGAAUGGAUCUGUGAAGUUUGAGGAUUUUGUGAUGGCACUCUCCAUUCUGUUGAGAGGAACAGUUCACGAAAAGCUACAAUGGACAUUUAAUCUAUAUGACAUAAAUAAAGAUGGCUAUAUAAACAAGGAGGAGAUGAUGGAUAUAGUAAAGGCAAUUUAUGACAUGAUGGGAAAAUACACCUACCCAGUGCUGAAAGAAGAUGCUCCAAGGCAGCAUGUAGAAGUAUUCUUUCAGAAAAUGGAUAAAAACAAAGAUGGGGUUGUAACUUUGGAUGAAUUUAUUGAGUCAUGUCAGGAGGAUGAUAAUAUCAUGAGAUCCUUACAACUUUUUGAAAAUGUCAUGUAACAGCAGCUGAAGAACAGCGUAGGUAUCUGAGACUUUAUACGUAAUGAGAACCUGAAGAAAAUGAGUCAAGAUUUUUCUCCCUGCCACUUUUCUUGAUGAAAGCUUUUUACUACUUGGACAUGCUCAGCGUGCAAGGAUUUUGUAUGCCAUCGCAAACUGAGCUGUGUCUCUGACUGCAACAAACUCCAUCUCGCCUCCCGCAAGAGACACCAACUAGAAUUUAUUUCAUUUGGAAGCAUGCUAAUAAAAAGCUGGCCAGAGAGACCUGCCGCUUAAAGUUUAAUCCAUUAUUGAAGUUUAAAUUAUUUAAAACAAUAUUCAGUGUUCUGUUUGCUAGUCACAAAACUUUCAGUGGCUUUUGCUGUAGCAAGCUGGAUUGCACAUGGCACCACAGCAUCAGUAGGUUGCUUUACCAUCUUUUGUGAGCUGGGGUGUGUGGGGGGGACUCCAUUUGUAUCAUCACAAAAUGGAAAUGUGAUGCUAAUGUUUUGCUUUGAGAGCAAGCAGUUACGCUGGUAAAAUUCUUGCUGUUUUUGGCUAACUGAUGCCAUUGUAAUUAAAUAAAUGGAAGGCUGGAUUAACAUAGGGACUAUGCAUAUGAUCAGUUUAAAAUUCAACAAGUGCCUGGUAGAAGCUCCUUGUAGCGCAGGAAACAGGUUCCUCCUUCCAGGCAGAAUUUGUUAUACAGUGAUAUUGUACUUUCUUAACUCUCAACCCACAAAAAGGAAGUAAUAUAUCUUUUUCCCCUACUAGCAAAGCUGUUAUGUCUUGGAGGACUGUCAGAAUUUGGUUGUGUAGUUGUCAUUGUAGCUAGGUAUUUAGUGUCCAUGAAAUCACUAAUGAUGAGCAAUUCAGUGCCAUUCUCUCUUCCCCUUCUCUAGUAGCCAUGCCAUGUGGUGACUCUUAGGCCUCUUCUGCACAUGCAAAAUAAUGCACUUUCAAUCCACUUUCACUAUUGUUUGCUAUUGUGAUUUUGCUAUUUCGCACAGUAAAAUCCAGCUGCGAAGUACAUUGAAAGUGCAUUAUCCUGCAUGUGCAGAAGGGGCCUGAAUAAUAAAGGAAGUGCUGUAAUGUUACCAGUGACACCACACAAGACAGCAAGCUCCCUUGAAAAUCCUAAUUAUUUAAGCCAUGUGCAGAAGAAAAUAAACUCACUCCACAACUGUGAAAAUGCAGAGGGAGGCCAAGCAUGUAGAAGAACCAUUCCCAAACCAAUUCCGGUGCUUGCAGAUCAACUGCCAAGAAAAUUAAGGAUCAAUCAAGCAUGUGGAAAAACCAUCAGAUGAUAAAUAAUGGACUUUCAAUCCCCUUUUGAUGCACUUUGACGAUCAUUUGCAAGUCGAUAAAUCCAAUUGCAAAUUGGAUUGAAAGUACAUUAUUUAGUGUGUGUGUGAAAGUGCCCAAUGUUAAACGGUCCAGAUAUAAGAAAUGCUUAAUCUCCAGGCUGGAGCCAGUUUGAAUUAUUUGGCCAGACUUUCUAAGUGGUCUUAAAUAGUCUUAUUUUAAACAUUUUGGAGGAAAUCACCCCUUGAACUUUUGAGGACAAGUGUUUUCAAAAGAGACAUAUAUCCAUUCUAUGCAUUAUUUUCAGCAGAUUUGUCCCAUUCUGAAAUCCGUUGAAGGAAAACAGUGGUCAUUUCAAAAUCAAUGUGGUUGCUGAAUAUUUCAAAAGAACAGAUUAUCCUGUGAAAUGCACCUCUUAUGAAUAUCCAAUUAGUACACAACACAGACUUCUUGCACCAUAUGUUCUUGAUCCAGCUAAAAUUAGCCAAUAUUAAAGUUACAAUCCUAACCAACUUGUGGAAGAAAAUUCUACUGAAACUUAGUUUCUUUAAUCAAGAUUAAUAUCCCACUGCAAUGAAGUGCAUCCCAUUUCUUGCAACGAGAUAUAAUCAUCUCUAAGGCCCCUUCCGCACACACAAAAUAAUGCAUGUUCAAACCACUUUCACAACUGUUUGCAAGUGGACUUUGCUAUUCUACAGAGCUUCAAAGAGCACUGAAAGCAGUUUGAAAGUGCAUUAUUCUGCAUGUGCGGAAUGACCCACACCUUCACAGGACUGAAACCAGUUUGAUUAUUUGGCUUGCAUGGUUGUGACUAGCUACUACCUGUGCCUUUUACCAGUACAAAUGAGUUCACAUCAGUACUCCUGGUAUAAGACACCUCAGUCUAGAAUCUGAAAAUUGGUAACUGGGGAUAAGGGCCACCUGCUAUCAUGUGUGAUCCCAGCUAAGUGUACAAGAUUAUAGAUACUAGGACAUUGCUUCUAAAAUGUUUAUUAGAAUUGGCUCUUUAUUUGAAGUUCUUAUUUCAGAAGAAAAGCAAGUUACACAUUUUUAAUAAAUAAAAUAUAGUUUAAGCAUCUGGAUUGGACCCAGAAGUACCACAUGUUUGAAACAAGUGCUAGGAAAUAUCAUUUUUAAACAGGUGAUUAAGGGAUUAAAUAAGGAAGGGCAGCAAUGAGUUACUUGAAUUACAUGACAGCCUUUAUGGGUGUCAGAUUUCUGGGAAUAUACUACAUAUAUUUUUUACAAAUGGAUGACAUGUUACUAUUGGCAAUGAAAAUAUAUUUUAAAUAUGGCAUUAAUAGUUCUAUAUUUUAUAGAGCACACUAAUUCUAAAUCCUAACCAUGUAUAGAAAUCUAUGUAGCAGAUGCUAACGUAACUAGAUAUAUGAUAUGACAGGUUUCUCUUCAUAUGAUACUGUCCUUAAAACCCUUUGGAACAUUGUUCCUGUUUCCAGCUGCUAAUUGUCCCAAUGUUUCCCAGCUUAAUCUUCAUUUGCUGCUAAGUUUCUCUGCAAGAUCCACUGACAUUUUCCAGGCCUUACACCAUGAUCUAUGUAUGAGAUACCACACAGAUAACGGGGCUGUACAUGUGGUUCUCCUCCCUUUGAGAAGCACUGUCCAAAACAAUUGGGCUGGAAAUAGCUGCUUUUUCCCUCUGGCACAUUUGCUUUUCUGGAAAGCACACAAGAAGCCACCUUUUUAAAAAGACGUUCCCCAAUGCCAACAUUGCUCUGUGGCAGCCCUGACCUCCGACUUUCACCACCAUGGAGCUGAGGGGCGGCUGGACA